Ostrinia furnacalis (Asian corn borer) is the source of this 1620-nucleotide messenger RNA. RefSeq names its product alpha-amylase 2-like. Gene Ontology annotation, biological process: carbohydrate metabolic process. The record is from RefSeq and is a predicted model, not a curated record. The transcript has 9 exons. NCBI's taxonomy places the organism in Eukaryota, Metazoa, Arthropoda, Insecta, Lepidoptera, Crambidae. The coding region runs from base 41 to 1549 and encodes 502 amino acids. Gene Ontology annotation, molecular function: alpha-amylase activity; cation binding.
AUCGUAAACGUAUCAGUAUAGUGUGAGUGCUAUAGGCGCGAUGGGUAAACUAACACUCCUAGGGCUGGUGGUGCUGGCCGCUGUCAGUGCGGCUUACAAGGACCCUCACUAUGUACCAGGGAGGUCGGUGAACGUCCACCUGUUCGAGUGGAAGUGGGACGACAUCGCUGCAGAGUGCGAGCGGUUCUUAGGACCCAGUGGAUAUGCUGGUAUUCAGAUCUCGCCACCCAAUGAGAAUGUGAUUCUAUGGACUUACAACCGACCCUGGUGGGAGCGCUACCAACCCAUGUCGUAUAAGCUGGUCACACGCUCGGGAGACGAGACGCAGUUUGCAGAUAUGGUCCGCAGGUGCAAUACAGCUGGAGUCAGAAUCUACGUGGACGCAGUAAUCAACCACAUGACAGGCGAGCCUCCAGAGAACGUAGGCACGGCCGGCAGCACAGCCGUCUUCAGGGAGUGGGACUACCCUGCGGUGCCCUUCAGGAGCGAGCAUUUCAACUGGCCGCAUUGCGUCAUCGACGGCAUGGAUUACGUCAACAAUGCUUGGAGAGUCCGCAACUGUGAGCUGGUCGGCUUAAAGGACUUGAAUCAAGCAGACGAACACGUGCGCAACAUGAUAGUAGACUUUAUGAACGAGCUGAUCGACUAUGGUGUCGCUGGAUUUAGAAUCGAUGCAGCUAAACACAUGUGGCCACAAGACCUUGAAAUCAUCUACAAUCGUUUAAAGAAUCUGAACACAGAUCACGGGUUCCCUGAAAAUGCACGUCCAUACAUUUAUCAAGAAGUUAUCGACUACGGAGGCGAAGCUAUCAGCCGAGAUGAAUACACUCCCAUUGGAGCAGUGACAGAGUUCAAAGUGGGAAUGGAACUGAGCAACGCUUUCAGAGGAAAUAACCAGCUGAGAUGGCUGUCUUCCUGGGGGCCUCAAUGGGGGUUAUUAGCCCAUAGCGACUCCUUUACCUUCAUCGAUAACCACGACAAUGAGAGAGGGCACGGAGGCGGUGGUGGAGUCCUAACUUACAAACAGGGAAAACCCUACAGGGCAGCCAUGGCUUUUCUACUAGCCCACCCGUACGGAGAACCGCAGAUCAUGAGCAGUUUCGACUUCUGGGAUUCCGAAGUUGGCCCCCCAAUGGACAGGGAAGGCAAUAUCAUUUCACCAGCGAUCAAUUCGGAUAAUACGUGCGGCAAUGGCUGGGUUUGCCAGCACCGCUGGAGGCAGGUCUAUGCCAUGGUGGGAUUCAGGAACGCUGCUGGUAGCACUGGCGUCAACGACUGGUGGGACAACGGUAGCAACCAGAUCGCAUUCUGCCGUGGGGGCAACGCGUUUAUCGCUUUCAACAAUGACAGCUGGGACCUUAACCAGAGCCUACAGACAUGUCUUCCCGCAGGCCAGUACUGCGACGUGAUAUCAGGCGACAAGGACGGCUCGUCGUGCCGCGGGAGAACUGUUACGGUUGACGGGAACGGCCGCGCACAGAUACAAGUGGGAGCUAACGACUUUGACAUGAUGCUAGCUAUACAUAUUGGUCCCGAGAGCCGGUUAUAAAAUGCUCAACGAAUUUGUAUGACAAAAAUAACCAACCAAUGAUCCCGCUAAAUAAACACAUUUGCAACCGA